Molecule: messenger RNA, 1645 nt
Organism: Nasonia vitripennis (jewel wasp)
Lineage: Eukaryota; Metazoa; Arthropoda; Insecta; Hymenoptera; Pteromalidae
Exons: 6
Coding region: 159-1157 (332 amino acids)
Source: RefSeq, a predicted model, not a curated record
UAUCAUUACUAUUAUUCAAACUCUUCUUUUAUGUAUAACUGAUAACUUCAGUCUGGUCAGUUAUAUAUGCGUUUUAACCAUUACUGUUAAACAAUGUUUUUUAAAGUUUUGUAAGUUCUAUUUACUUUGACGGUCGAUAGCAGUAUCAUGAUCUGGUGAUGGCUUUAGAGAAUGAAAUAUCUUCUUCAGAUACGUUAGAAAGAUCGAAUGUUACUUCGUUGCAAUCGGAUGAUCGUUCAACAAAAAUUCAGAAGUCUCCAGAGUUGAACAGCCACAAUACUAACCUUAACCCACAACAAAAUUGCUUUUAUCAGCAGCAUACAUUAGGCAAAGUUAAACUCAUUCCUUGCCCUGUGCUGAAUUCUAAUUUCGAGCCAACACGCCAGUGUCUUUGUCAACAAUUUCAGCUCGGCGCAUAUUAUCCGCCCAACCAGAAUGUCGAUGGUAAUGAAAGAAAAGAAAAACGGCGGUUUAACUUGAAGUGGCCCCGACAGAGCUAUGUGAAUAAAAAAGAUAAGUCUUACGAAGCGAAGUUCAAAAAUAGGCCAUAUUUUCGCAAUGACAAGCCUUUUGCAUGCUACGGCGUAUUGGAAGGAAUGCCCCGAAAGAAAACUUCUCGAUUCAAAUACGUAAUAGGGAGUUCCGCGAAACACAGAUUGAAUCCGCACAACGACGUAGACAGCGAUCAGCCAGAAAAGAUAGAAAUCUAUUAUUUCGAUCAUGGAAACUCGGGAUACUACCAUACCACGGACUUACCCCCUAUUCUGAAGACGGAGAAGUUCGCCGAGGAAACCAGCUCUAAAAUUACUCAAUUCUGGGCCGAGAUAUUUGGCUACGUGCACAUUAUAGUUUCCGUCAUUACGGCACUCGUACUGCAAUUCUUGCGCUGCAUACUUUUCAGCCUGAUUAGACCUCUGACGGUCGGCGUAAUCCAGCUGAUGGCAGACUACUUCAUAAAGCCUCUGCUUUCUAUAACGUUCAACGGACUCAUACAGCCCUUCUUGAUUUUAUUCUACAACGUGGCCACGUCACUCCGCGACUGUUGCGAACCCCUAGCCACGGCUCUAGGCUACUACAUGAGGGAACUGGCGGUGCUCUUUCGAUCCUGUCGGCUGAUCGAAAUAAACCACGGCGAUAGAGGCAUCGCCAACACAUGAAAGCGGGGGUUCGAAGUACACUGAAGAUAACGAAUGAGAUAGAAGUAAUUUAACACCAGGUAUAUAUUUGUUUUUCAAUAUAACUUUACAAUAUUAUCAUCGUUUCGCGCUUUGUAUUUUUUCUUCUUUUAUACAGAACAAAUCAUCUUCAUAUCAUUACUCAUUUAUAUAUUCUCACUCAUCGCUCGCAGGGACUAACUUAUAAUUCGUCAAUAACUCGGUUUAUCUUCUCGCUUCAGCGCACUUUUCUCGCAAUAAAUUAUGUACAAUCUCACAAACAGCAAACGAAGGAACCUAAUUACAUCGUACAGUUUCUUUUUUUCUCAUUUCUCAUAAUUUGCUAUUUACAGGUACUACUUGUGUGUUUUAUCUCUCCGUCUCGCUAUGUAUAUAUUGUGUUUAUUAUGUAUCUGCGUGUGUCUCCUCCAGAUCCACGUCUACGCUCAGACAGAGUGAGGCAGAGGGGAAGAGAGCGAGCGAGUGACAGA